Oryza sativa Japonica Group (Japanese rice) is the source of this 2191-nucleotide messenger RNA. RefSeq names its product cysteine-rich receptor-like protein kinase 15. Gene Ontology annotation, cellular component: plasma membrane. Gene Ontology annotation, biological process: protein phosphorylation. The record is from RefSeq and is a predicted model, not a curated record. Gene Ontology annotation, molecular function: ATP binding; protein serine/threonine kinase activity. NCBI's taxonomy places the organism in Eukaryota, Viridiplantae, Streptophyta, Magnoliopsida, Poales, Poaceae.
CCGAACACAGCCAGUUGGCAGUAUGCGCAGAAGAACACCAAAAAUUCACAAUUUUCCAACGGCCAGAACACGGCAAGUUGAAAACUAAUUUGCCCAGCGCAGCGCAUCCGUGUCCCCGGCCGCCACGAUGCUUGCAGCUCUCCUAAUCCUUCUCCUCUCCUCGCCGCCGUCGCCGGCGGCCGGCGACCGGUGGUUCUGCGGCAACGCCACGACGUACACGCCGAACAGCGCCUACACGUCGAACCGUGAUUCCCUCGCCGCAUCACUCAUCGCCGGAGCCACGAAGCUGCACUCGGCUACCGGCGCCGCCGGCGCGGGCGCCGACAGGGUCUACGGCGCCGUGCUCUGCCGAGGAGACACCGCCGCCGCCGACUGCGGCGGGCGCCUCCGCGAGGCCUUCGCCGGCAUCGUCAACGGCACCAGCGUGUGCGCGCUCCGCAGGGACGUGGCGCUCUACGACGAGCUGUACCACCUCCGCUUCUCCGACCAUGACUUCCUCUCCGCCUUCAGCAACUCGCCGGAGUGGGUCGACGUCACCAACCUGAACACCGCGCCGGCCGCCGACGCCGAGCGGUUCGAGGAGGUCGUCGGCGAGCUCCUCGGCUCGCUCGCCGACGCGGCGGCGAGGCGACCGGAGAGGUACGCGGCGGGCGAUGCGCCGUGGCCGUCCCGGGAGAGGGACCGGACUGUCCGGACGGUGUACGGGCUGGCGCAGUGCACGCGGGACAUGCCGCCGGAGCGCUGCCGGAGUUGCCUCGACGGCGUCGUCGCCGAGAGGCGGCGGAAGAUCGGCGGCGGCACGAUGGGCGGCGCGAUCCAUGGCGUGAGGUGCUCGCUGCGGUACGAGACGGACACCCAGUUCUUUACCACUCCAGGGCAAAAGAAGGGACAUGCAAUCUUGAUCAUUGCUACUGUUUACUCUCUUUCCAUCAUCUGCACACGCCUGUUUUUCUGUUUCCUAAGCAUAAGAAGAAAACAAAAAAGAGUGAAAAUAAACUUGAUGGAGCAGACCACAGACAUGGAUGAAGUUAUGCGGCUUUGGAAGAUAGAAGAUGCUGGUUCAGAGUUCUCCUUGUAUGAUUUUUCCCAGCUUGCUGAUGCUACAGACAACUUCUCAGCCAAUAACAUAUUAGGCGAGGGUGGCUUUGGCCCAGUUUACAAGGGGCUGUUUCCUGAUGGACAAGAGUUAGCAAUAAAAAAACUUGGUGCACAGUCAAGACAAGGUCUAGUGGAGUUCAAAAAUGAGAUCCAGCUUGUAGCAAAACUUCAGCACAAAAACCUUGUUAGGUUGCUCGGUUGCUGUGUUCAUGAGGAACAGAAGAUACUGAUCUACGAAUAUCUGCCCAACAAAAGCUUGGAUCACUUCAUUUUUGAUCCUAUCAGACGGACAUCACUAAACUGGAAAACACGAAGAAAAAUAGUUGAAGGAAUAGCCCAGGGGCUUCUAUACCUUCACAAGCAUUCACGGCUAAGAAUCAUCCAUAGGGACUUGAAAGCAAGCAACAUUCUGUUGGACUCUGAGUUAAACCCUAAAAUUUCUGAUUUUGGGAUGGCAAGGAUAUUCCCAUCGGAUGCCUCUCGAGCAAAAGCAAGCAGACUUGUGGGAACAUUUGGCUACAUGGCACCUGAAUAUGCAUCUGAGGGCCUUAUCUCAAUCAAAUCAGAUGUUUUCAGUUUUGGUGUCCUGCUUCUUGAAAUUAUGAGUGGAACGAGGAGUGCAGGUUUUCAGCACUAUGGAGAAUUUCAAAAUCUUCUUGAAUAUGCAUGGGGAAUGUGGAAAGACGGAAGAUGGUGUGAUUUCAUUGAUCAAUCAUUUGGUGAUGAAUACGAACCUGGAGAAAUGAUGAAAUGUCUUGUGGUGGCACUAAUGUGUGUUCAAGAGAAAUCAGCGGAGCGCCCCACCAUGUCUGAUGUUGUUGCUAUGCUUAGCAGCGAUGACAUCCCCUUAACGGAACCAAAGCAACCAGCUUACUCACAUAUCAGAUUAGAUGUAUCAGUAGAUGUCGAUGUAUCGUGCAGCAGAAAUGAUAUAACCAUCACCCUUACUGAUGGUAGAUAGUACAAUAGAUAUACACUAGCAAGGUGUGGGCUAGUGGUAUUGGUCUUCUUGCACUAAUUAAUUAGAUAGGGCAUUGUUUGUAAUCUAUUGCUCAUAUUCCAUACGUAACCAGAUUUUCCAUGUUAUCAUAUA